Messenger RNA from Atta colombica, 1540 nucleotides. RefSeq names its product transmembrane protein 68. The coding region runs from base 71 to 1027 and encodes 318 amino acids. The transcript is spliced from 6 exons. Gene Ontology annotation, cellular component: membrane. Gene Ontology annotation, molecular function: acyltransferase activity. NCBI's taxonomy places the organism in Eukaryota, Metazoa, Arthropoda, Insecta, Hymenoptera, Formicidae. The record is from RefSeq and is a predicted model, not a curated record.
AAGAUAUAAGCAUCUCAAUUGUUUUAAAUUAUCUUUAUGUCUUGCGUCUUCUUUUUAUAUUGGUCUAAACAUGUUUUCAAUCGUGUACAACUUGUGGUUGAUGGUGGAAGAUGUUAUAGUUCAGUACAUUGAUUUGGACUUUACAUUAUGGCUGACAUGGCUCUUAAUGCCACUACUCAUAACAUUUCUACUCCCGCUUGUAAUUGCGCUGCUAUUGUACUUAACUGCCUUAAUGUUGUACAUCUAUAAGUUACACAGGGUUAAAUUGAGAAAUGCUUAUGGUACUGCAUGGCGAGACACAGCUGUUCAUAUGGUCGCAGCUGUCUGGGAUGCACAUGGUUGGAUUUGGCAUGGAUAUGAAAUUGUGGGCUUAGAGAAUAUUCCACAAGAUAAACCAGUAUUAUUUAUAUAUUAUCAUGGAGCUCUCCCAGUUGAUAUAUAUUAUUUCACAUCGAAAGUAUUUCUAUAUAAUUCGAGGCUAGUCCGUCUAGUAGUAGACCGAUUUCUCUUCAAGAUCCCUGGAUGGUCCAUAUUUGCUGAUAUUUUGAAAAUUAUACCUGGUACAAUUCAAUCGUGUUCUGCUAUUUUAAAAGAAGGGAACAUGCUUGCUAUUGCUCCAGGUGGCGUGUAUGAAGCUCUGUUUGGAGAUUCCUAUUAUGAACUUAUGUGGCAGAAAAGAAUGGGUUUUGCAAAGGUUGCUUUGGAUGCAAAAGUGAGUAUAGUCCCAUUCUUUACGAAAAAUCUCAGAGAAUCAUUUAGAACAGUAAGUUGGGGAAGAAGAAUAUGGCUGAAGAUAUAUGCCAAGACAAAGCUUCCUCUUGUACCAAUCUUUGGUGGCUUUCCAGUAAAAUUAGUAACAUAUAUAGGCAAGCCUAUUCCAUAUGAUGGGAAUCUUACACCCGAAGAAUUACAGAUAAAGGUUGCCGAUAGUCUUAGAGAUUUAAUAAGAAAACAUCAGAAAGUACCUGGUAACAUUACACGGGCUUUAAUGGAAAGAAUACGUAAUACAGAAAAACAUAAGGAUUAAUUAAUAACCGUUUUGAUGUACUUAACAUUCAGAGAACAAUACUUUUAGAAUUUAUUUUAAUUUGAUUAGACUUUUUAGGUGGAAGCAUAAAAAAGUGUGUAAUAAAAAUGUUUCAUUAUAGGUAAAUGUUUUUAUUAUGCAUACAAUAUAUAAUAUUUACUUUUAUUUUUAUUUUUAUAUAUUUUACAUAUUUGUACUUAAAUAUAUUUGAUUUUUAUGAAAAUUUAUAAAUAAUUUAUACAUAUUUAAAAUUCUUUACAAAAAUGUAAUUUAAUACAAGCAAAUGCCAUGUAAUAUAAAAUAAAUAAUUAUAUUAUUAUUAUUAUUAAUAUGUUAAAUAUGAAAACGUAUAAAAUGUGAUUAUUUAAUGACUAUGUCCUUUUCUGUGCUCUGUUAUCUCCUACGUUUUUUAGUUUAUUAACAUUGUAUAUUAAUUUUGUAGGAAAAAAGAUACACAGAAAAGGAUUGCGAUAAAUGAUGAAUCUAUUCUUGUUAAAAGAAAUAUAUAGUAUA